AUGACUGAGAUUAUGACGCAUGGUGAAUUAGGCAUCGGCAAUGUUCACGCAUACAUCAGGUUGUUGUACGAUAAAAAAAUGCGCGAGACUGUAUUGGCAAGACGCUUCCAUUUCUUGUCUGCCCAUAUUGUCAGCGGAGCGACAAUUGUCAGGGAACCGGGUUCAGUUAGGGAGUACUUAGUGAAUCGAUACACGGCCUACGUCGGCAACCCAAAUAGCUUGUUUAUUUUGCCGUAUAACACUGUUCCAGUGGGAAAACACUGGUUGUUGUUGGCUAUCGAUCCGAUUAAAGAAGUUGUGUACUUUCUGAAUUCGGUAGACGGGGAAUGGACUAACUAUCCCGCUAUGAAGGAAACUGUUGAUCAGUAA
Molecule: messenger RNA, 369 nt
Organism: Vicia faba (fava bean)
Lineage: Eukaryota; Viridiplantae; Streptophyta; Magnoliopsida; Fabales; Fabaceae
Source: the annotation of a GenBank genome assembly